Onychostoma macrolepis is the source of this 1324-nucleotide messenger RNA. RefSeq lists its product as uncharacterized. The record is from RefSeq and is a predicted model, not a curated record. NCBI's taxonomy places the organism in Eukaryota, Metazoa, Chordata, Actinopteri, Cypriniformes, Cyprinidae.
CUGCUGUUGAGCAAGCACUGCAGCGGACAGACAGACUCAGAGCGUUUCAUGUUUUUGUGAAAGUGUGCAAACCUGAGCAAUGACUGCAAACAGAGAGGGAAUGCACACCAAUCUGAUCGACGGACCUGAAGAUGACUGCAGCAGUCCAGAGGUGCGAUAUUCAGUAUUUCAGAACCCAGAUAAAAGCAGAAAGCUAUUUUGCCAAGAUCCCUUCAAGGUGGCAACGGCAUGCCUGACUGCCUUCUGCCUCGUCUUACUCAUGAUCCUGGUGGUCACAAGUGUUCACAGCGGUAAGACACGUUCAUCUGAUCAGGAUUCCCAAUCUAGCGCUGCUGAAUCGCACAUGCAGAAGAACUGCGCUAACGUAUCGUCUCUGACCGAAGAACUGCAGGCAGUGAAGAAAGAAAAGAGUGAACUGGAGAAAGAACGGACGCAGUUGAAAAACAGAAUCACUGAGCUUGGUUAGUGAGGUGCAAGUGCAUGCAUUUGUGCUAUCAACAAACAAUAUCUGUUGCAUUUCAUAACGUUAAAAUGUUGGGUCUUUUUAGAGGCAACCCCUGUAACACAAACCACUCCAUUGCCAAAAAAUCCCUGUCUUGAAGACUGGAAGCACUUUAAUGGCAGCUGUUACUACGUCUCAGAAUACCGAAGGAGCUGGUCGGACAGUCAGGCGUACUGCAAGCGACAAGGAGGACAUCUGGCCAUCAUCCUCACAGCUGAGGAACAGACGUUCAUAUGGAACCUGCUGCCCCGUGGAUACUGGAACGCUUACUGGUUUGGCAUAAGUGAUGAAAAAAUAGAAGAAGACUGGUACUGGGUGGACGGGACUAAACUAGUUGGAGGCUUCUGGGAAGAUGGUGAGCCCAACAACCAUAUUAAUGAAGAUUGUGGCUACAUGAUUAAAACAAAUGUGUUAAGCCGUGUGGCUACAAAGAGCUGGUAUGACGCACCCUGUUACAUGUCCUUGCCCUGGAUCUGUGAGAAACUGGUGUCCUCCUGAUCUUCGCUCCUACCAUCGUCAUCCUCUUCACCACCAUCAUCGACAGACAUUCAUUGAUUGUUAGUAAUACAAGCUAUCAUGCAAUUUCCAUUGCAUUGAGAAAGUCUGGUCUCAGGGUUUUCAGUCAGUGUUUAAAAUGUUAAAAUGACUAACUGCAAUCAUGGGUCAAAAAAAAGCAAAUAACUGUUUAUUUUACUCUAACACCAUAUAUGCAUUAAUCUACAUUUAGCUAUGCUUUUUAACACUGGACGUUUUAGUGAUGUCAUUUAACUGCUUGAAUUUUAUAGAAAAAUCAAUUGAGGCUGAUUUAUCAUUAAAAAAAAU